AUUCAAUCGGGACUGGCUGGCUUGGCUUUGUUGAUGUGAUCCGUUUUCCAUUUUUCUUCACUUAAUUGUUGAAAGAAAUAGUAAUACGUGCGUAAUUUAUGCUUCCGCGAAGGUCCCACGGUACGGUUCUCUAGGUUUGCACGUUCCUGGUCUGCUGGAACCGUAGGCAAAUCGCCCCCGCAUAGGCUACGAUGUCGAAAAGAUCGGCAGAAGAAGCGGCCGGUGGUGCCAGCGGUACGGUCGGCGGUGGUACAGGUACAGGUGGCGCUGGUGGCCUGCAGCCACCGAUCAAGAAGGUACACUUCGAACCACACCUUAUCGGGCCGAUUUCGACACUGGAAGAGUUGGACAUCAAGGUGCUGAAGUUCCAAAACAAAAAGCUAGCCCAGCGGAUCGAACAGCGGAUACGAUGCGAAUCGGAGCUACGGUCAAGAAUCGAACAGCUCGAAAAGCGUCAAACGCAGGACGAUGCCGUACUGAACGUGGUCAAUCGGUACUGGAACCAGCUAAAUGAAGACAUUCGCGUACUGCUGCAACGUUUCGACGCGGAAACGGCGGACGAAUCGGAAAACAAAAACGAGAACGAGGUAACGACCUCUUUUCUCAUGCAGCUAUCGACCUGGGACAAGGAAGAGCUCGAUGACAAGCUGGCGAAUCGGGUGCAGGUGUCGAAGCGUGCCGUGGCCAAAAUCGUACAGGUGUUCGACCGGUUAAUGCAGCGUAACGAGAAGCUGAUGAUGGCAAUGAAGGGUGAAGCAGAGGACGGUAAAUCGCCGGCCAUGGCACCGCCAGAUUUGGAUGAAUCCCUGCGCCAAACGUACAUCGACGUGAUGGCGGAGAACCGAAACCUGCAGACACAGAACACACUGCUGCACGAAAAGUUUCACACGAUAUCGCUUAAGUUGAGCGAGUACCAGGACAUGCUGAAUGGCAAAGAAACAGAAGCGGCCGAACUGCGCAACCAGAUCGACGAUCUGCAGUACGAGCUGGAGAAGGUGAGGUGUCGGAACGAUAAGCUCGAAAACCACCUUGCCGAGGCGAUCGAAAAGCUGAAAGCGUAUCACCAACUGCACGGAGGCGAUCCGCUCAGCGGCGGUGGCGCGAGCGGUGACUCCGGGCGGCAAUCUUCCUCGGCCGGCGGCGGUUCGAGAGGGUCCGGCUCGAUGACGAGCGUGGCCGCGCAGCACCUCGAAGAUCUGCAAAAAGAGCUGGAGGAGUACAAGGAACUAUCGAACAACCGGUUGCAGGAGCUGGACAAAUUGCAUUUGCAGCAUCGCGAGGCGCUGAAAGAGGUGGAGAAGCUAAAGAUGGACAUACGACAGCUGCCGGAAUCGGUAAUCGUCGAGACGACCGAGUACAAGUGCUUGCAGUCCCAGUUCUCCGUGCUGUAUAACGAAUCGAUGCAGAUCAAAACGCUGCUGGACGAAAGCCGGAAUCAGCUGCAGUCGAGCAAGAACCAGCAUCUGCGCCAGAUCGAGAUGAUGGAAAGCGAAGAGCUGAUCGCACAGAAGCGGGUGCGCAGCGACAUGAUCCAGAUGGAGGACGUGAUGUCGCAGAUCCGGAAGGAGUAUGAGAUGCUGCGGAUCGAGUUCGAGCAGAACAUGGCGGCGAACGAACAGACGGCCCCGAUUAAUCACGAGAUGCGUCAUCUCAUCCUGUCGCUGCAGAACCACAACGGUCAGCUGAAGGGUGAGGUGCAGCGAUACAAGAAAAAGUACAAAGAUGUGUCCGCGGACAACACGAAGCUGCGGAAGGAGCUGGAAGAGCAGACGAGUAAAGUGACCGUGCUGCAGGAAGCCCAACAGCAGCUGGCGGAAACGAUCAAGAUGGAAAAUUGUCUCUCGAUGCGUGACGCCGGCAGCGGUGGCGGUGCGUCCGUGAAGGAAGAGUCCGGCGGGCUGCUGCUCGAACGGGACGGCCAGUGCGCGAUCAAGGAGGAAGACCCGAACGGGUCGCUAAAUUCGUGCGGUCCCGGUGGGCUGGGCGGAACCAGUGGUGGCUCGCUGACGAGGUCCGACUCCGGCGAGGAGGGCGAGAUGGACGCGAACGGUAUCAAGCGGGAAGAGAUUAUGGGACCGGACGGGUUGAUGGUGGUGAAAAAGGAAGGAUCGGCCGGUGCGACAGGCGGGGGCGGCGGCGGCGGUCUCGGGAUGGACGGGAAGGCAAAUGGGCCCGCCGACCAUCAUCGGGGCGUGAAGUGCGUCGAGUCGGAUCUGGUGCGCGAUCUGCGCAAUCAGCUGAAGAAAGCUUUAAACGAUCAGAAAGAGAUGAAGCUACUGCUGGACAUGUACAAGGGUGUGCCGAAGGAGCAGCGGGACAAGGUACAGCUGAUGGCGUCGGAGAAGAAAAAGUGCGCCGAAAUCGAGGACCUCAAGUUGCAGAUGAAGAAGCUGCAGGAGAGCAAACGGGAGGACCGAAAGAAGCUGGCGGACGAGGAAGCGCUGCGGAAGAUCAAGCAGCUGGAGGAGCAGAAGUACGAGCUGCAGAAGCAGGUCCAGAACCAGAAGCAACCGCCAGACAGCAGUUGGACAACCGGCUAUCGACCAUUUGAAGAAGAGGCUCUCCUAAACGAAAUGGAAGUGACCGGGCAGGCGUUCGAGGAUAUGCAGGAGCAAAACUCAAGACUGAUACAGCAGUUGCGCGAGAAGGACGACGCAAACUUUAAGCUAAUGUCCGAUCGCAUUAAAGCCAAUCAGAUGCACAAGCUGCUCAGGGAGGAAAAGCAACUGCUUGAAGAUCAGGUAUCAACGCGAGAUAGUCAAAUCGAAGCGAUGCACGUCGUAUUACGAAAGCUCGAAGAGAAGGAACGCAUACUGCAGAACACGGUCACCACGAUCGAGAAGGAGCUGGUCGCGCGCCAGCAGGCGAUGGAGAUGCACAAGCGGAAAGCGAUCGAAUCGGCCCAGUCGGCCGCAGAUCUAAAGCUGCAUCUGGAGAAAUAUCACGCCCAGAUGAAGGAAGCGCAGCAGGUCGUGGCGGAAAAGACGAGUUCACUCGAGGCGGAGGCGUACAAAACGAAGCGGCUACAGGAGGAGCUGGCCCAGUUCAAGCGCAAGGCGGAGCGGAUGAAGAAGAUCGAAAUGUCCGGCACGACGAUCGACGAGGUGAUGCUGGAGGAGAUCCGCGAGUACAAGGAAACGCUCACCUGCCCAUCGUGCAAGGUGAAACGAAAGGAUGCGGUCCUGUCGAAAUGUUUCCACGUGUUUUGCUACGAUUGUUUGCGCACGAGGUACGAGACGCGCCAGCGCAAAUGCCCGAAAUGCAACUGUGCGUUCGGGGCGAACGACUACCACCGGUUGUAUCUGUCAACGUAAGGCUGCUGCGCAGGUGUGUUUUGUGUCCCUCUAGGAAUGUGUGUGUGUGUGCGCGCGCGCGCGUGUCUGUCUCUGUGUGUGUAAGAUUGUAUGGGAGUGUACGUCAGCGAUGGGCGACUGGUCUCCUUUCCUACUUCCCUUCUUCUGGUGUCUGUUUCCGGCCUCUUUCCCUAUCAAGUCAAGGGAAUACUUCCUUUUUCACCCCGAAAAGGAAGUGUCUGUGCGUGUGGAUGGGUGUGUGGGCGGACUAGACACAAUGACCCCUCCCCCCCUCUAGUGUAUAGUAUGUACAGUUUGAAUCUGUUCCGGGAUGCAGUUUCCUUUCGCGGAGGAAGGAAGGUCCCCGUAAUGCCAAGUUGAUUAAGCCCAAAUUUUAGAAGGAGAGAGCUUCACAAACGGCUGAACAUCUUCGUCGGCACUGUUAUUUGCUACUAGCCGUGUAUAAUAACCCCGUAAAUUAAUAAUAUCCCGUACAGUCGAAUCUAUUUCACCAGCAGAAGGCAACAACAAUGUUGUUGGACAUACACGGUUUAGCAAAAAAAGAAAAAAAACGGGCAGAAACGGAUGAGAUGUUCGAGGAUAGUAGGGAUAAACUAAUUCCACAAACUAUGACCGUUGAACCGUCACCACGAUCGUUCGCGAUUCGUCGUGCUUAGUCAGCAGCAAAACAAUUUACGCUAAAAAGGAAAACCAUUACGCUGUUAGGAAAUGGGUUUUUCAGUAAGUUUUGUUAGUCUUUUUGGUAGGCCGCUUCUCGAUGGACGGGGGCUGCAUAUGCUACCCGUGAUCUAGCUAGAAUUCAUUCUCCAUUAUAUUUUUUAUAGUUUUAUCAACUAUCUUCUUUUUUAAAGAACAUAUUUUUAACUUCCCUUGAUGCGGAAACCAAGUAAAUCACACCAAGUAACUGAGUGAAGAAGCAUUUGGAAAACAAAAUCCUUCAUCUCACGGUCACUGUUGCGAUUGGGUCCUUACGACGCCACUGUUGAGCUGUGUGCUGAUUUUUGAAUCUGUUAUUCUGCCUUCCCUACGAUUCCCCGCCAUUAUUCUGUUCCGUCUGACCACAGCCUGGGCGGUGGAUGCUGUCACUGUUUAACGUGUAUCAUUUAACCUCAACUGAAGCUAGAAUUUAUUUCUUGGACAAAAUAGUAAGAGAGAGAGAGAGAGAGAACACUAAGAGAUAGCUCUCUACCUCAGCCUCAGCCAGAGUGUGUACGGAAGCCGGAUCGAACGGAGUGGUGCUGUGAGUGUAUUGAUCGGAUGUGAGUGCAAUAAGAGGCAAUUCGUUGCACCUACUAGCAACAGUUUAGAAACGAAUGCUCGAACAAGUGAUGCAAUAGUGCACUAAUUUGCGAAGAUUAGGUUAUGCGACAUAUAAACAAAAAAUUAGCCGAUAAGAACUUUUCAUACAAUUAUCCUUCCUACGUCUGUUAGCGUGUAAAGUACAAUAGUGAUUAGUGUUAGGGAAGUAUUAUCAAGACGAGUAGCAACAAAACGAAGCAAACAAAUACAAUCAAAGGUUAGCCAGUGUUGCUUGAAGGGACGGGCACUGUUUGUAUAGGACAAUUUUAGAGUAACUCUAACAUUCUAUCAUCCUUGGUUUGGAUUUCACAAAGGAAGCAUUACAGGUUUUUUUUUCGGAAAGGUGAAUCAAUGGUCUAACUCCACUUUGUAAGGAUUGCAUAUCUCGACAUAUUCUUGUUCCGGUUCAUUCAUUUGGCCAGAUCGAUUCGAACCUUUAUACAUAAAGGUACACCCUAUACAGAAAAAAAGACACAAUUCCUAAGCGGAUAGUGGUUGAAACUUGCCAAUAAGCUAGAAAGAGGGCAAUUUUGUACAGGGGCGGCUUAGAUUAGGGCAUUUAGCGCUACAAAUUACUAUUCACUCAUGGCGCGUUUAAAACCCCAAAUCGACUGCUGCAAUGACAAAAUCGGUUCGUUUCCAGCUCAUACCGCAUUGGAGGACAAGGAGGACAAGGAGAUUAUCAUGCGAACUACUACUGCAACUUACCACAAAUCCAUUGUAGCAAUGGGAGAAUGAAAAUUGGUAGGUAUAAUGCAUUGCUAGGCGACAGGCUAUUCACAACCGACCGGUGCAUUCACAGCAACCUCUGAAAUUCCGCAUCACACGCAGUCACAGUUCAACUGCUGCCAAUCAUCUCGAGAAACAGAGAAAAGGAGAGAGAGAGCGAGUGUGUGGAAGAGCAGAUGUUAAGCAAAAAACAAAAUAAAAUCUAAAUUAAACUAAAUUAAUGUGGACAACCGUAAAAUGGAAAAUCUACAGCAAAACAUAGCAAACAGCAGCAGUAGGCGCUACUUGAUAUCGUUGAUGACCGUAUCGUUAGUUAAUGCCGAGCCGGACAACCCGAGUAACUCCCCCUUUCCUCCCUCAGUAACAGUAAAAUCCACUAGUAAUUUCAAAAUACAACUUCACCCAUCACCACCACCCCAAACCACUACUGCAUGCAAUGUUAAACGCGAAACGUAAAGGAAGAAAAUUGGAAACGCAAAAAGAAAAAGAUAAAACACAAAAAAUAGUGAUACUAUAAGCUAAUGGAGAGAGAGAGAGAGAGAGAGAGAGAGAGGAAACAAAACAACAAGAGCAUACAAAACAAGAAAAGAAACGACAAGAAAACAACGCGGCAACACACAAAAACCAACAAAAUAAUAAAAGCAAAUCAUUAUUAUCUAGCGUUAAA
Molecule: messenger RNA, 6009 nt
Organism: Anopheles funestus (African malaria mosquito)
Lineage: Eukaryota; Metazoa; Arthropoda; Insecta; Diptera; Culicidae
Gene: Bre1
Product: E3 ubiquitin-protein ligase Bre1
Exons: 5
Coding region: 192-3314 (1040 amino acids)
Cellular component (GO): HULC complex; nucleus
Molecular function (GO): ubiquitin protein ligase activity; metal ion binding
Source: RefSeq, a predicted model, not a curated record